Choloepus didactylus (southern two-toed sloth) is the source of this 4052-nucleotide messenger RNA. It is a transcript of the gene SLC66A2, whose product is annotated as solute carrier family 66 member 2. Gene Ontology annotation, biological process: phospholipid translocation; retrograde transport, endosome to Golgi. The record is from RefSeq and is a predicted model, not a curated record. Gene Ontology annotation, cellular component: endosome; trans-Golgi network. The transcript has 5 exons. The coding region runs from base 800 to 1489 and encodes 229 amino acids. NCBI's taxonomy places the organism in Eukaryota, Metazoa, Chordata, Mammalia, Pilosa, Megalonychidae.
GAGGCGCGCGCGGGAGGGGUCGGGUCUCUGCUCGCGCCCGCAGCUCGCGGCCCUCCUCGGCCGAGCCCGCGCGUCCGGGGUGCCCGGGCCGGAGACCUCUUGACGCGCGGGGAACGGGGCCGGGGCUCCCCGGAGUCCUGCGCCCGCGCCCCUGCGCCCCCGCGCCGCGCGCUGCUCGUGGGAAGGGCGGGGAGGAGCCAGGUUCCGUCCAGACAGGAGACGCCGCCCCAGGAAGGGGUCCCGUCCCAGGCGGGGCUCCUGCUGCAGGAGGGGUGUCCUGUCCCCGGGAAUGGGGUUCUGUCCCAGGCGGGGCUCCUGCUCCAGGAGGUCUCCGGGAAUGGGGUUCUGUCCCAGGCGGGGCUCCUGCUGCAGGAGGGGUGUCCUGUCCCCGGGAAUGGGGUUCUGUCCCAAGCGGGGCUCGCAUCCCAUUGGGGAUCACAUCCCAUUGUUGGGGGGCGUCCGCCCUAGGAAAGGGGUCCUGUCCCAGGGGUUCUCGCCCCAGGAAGGGGGAUCCCGCCCCAGGAAGGGUGCCAACUCAGGUGGGGGUUCCUGUCCCUGGAAGGAGUGUUGUCUGAGGCGGGGUCCGCUCCGGCUCGCCCGGGACCCCUGGGCAGGCCUGCGGGGUGCACGGGGCGCCGACGCUGCUGCUGCCGGGUGAGCAGGCGCGGACUGACCUCCACCACCCGCUGUUUACCGACCGUCCUCUCCGGCCAGGCCCGACGCGGCGGCAGCCAUGUGGACAUAAGGGCGGCGGAGGCGCAGCUCCAGGGACCCCUGAGAAGGGCGCGGCGUCUGCAGGAUGGACGCGCAAGGCUUGGACUGGUUGCUGGUGCCGCUCCAGCAGCUGGUGUCUUGGGGGGCAGCGGGGGCCAUGGUCUUCGGGGGCGUGGUACCCUACAUUCCUCAGUACCGCGACAUCCGCAGGACCCAGAAUGCCGACGGCUUCUCCACCUACGUCUGCCUGGUGCUGCUGGUGGCCAACAUUCUGCGGAUUCUCUUCUGGUUCGGAAGGCACUUUGAGUCCCCGCUGCUGUGGCAGAGCGUCGUCAUGGUGCUGACCAUGCUGCUGAUGCUGAAGCUGUGCACGGAGGUGCGCGUGGCCAACGAGCUGAAUGUGCGGCGCCGCUGCUUUGCAGCCGCAGAUAGUAAAGAUGAAGAAAUCAGAGCCCCCCCCAGGCGGUCCUAUCUGGAUUUUGACCCGCACCACUUCUGGCACUGGAGCGGCUUUGGGGACUACGUGCAGUGUGUCCUGGCCUUCACGGGCGUGGCGGGCUACGUCACGUACCUGUCCAUCGACUCGGCCCUGUUCGUGGAGACGCUGGGCUUCCUGGCCGUGUUCACGGAGGCCCUGCUGGGGGUGCCCCAGCUCUACCGCAACUACCGGCACCGCUCCACCGAGGGAAUGAGAACACACGCUCCACGAGGGAGAAAACAGUUCUGUCCCCUGAUGUGUCCCCAACAUCCUCAGACAGCUCCCGGGAGAUGGUGAGUAACCAGCAAAUGCCUGCAGAUGAGCACACGGACGGACGGAUGGAUCUCAGACGGCCCCAGCGUCCCCAGCACGUGACCAGCUUCAACUGCAGCCGCCGGCCUGAGUGAGGGGCACGGCUGCCCUGAGCGUGAUCCGGCCGGCUGAGCAGUGUCCGGUCUACAGCCUGGCACGGCAGGUGUCGGGGUGACCUGGCGGAACUGACGUGGGGUGCCCAGGAGGGUGGCCCACAUCCUGUCCCCAGAAGAAAUGGGAGCAACCCCGCGCAGCGCUCGGUGCCAGAGCGAGCGAUGACUCGGAUCCAGGCGCGCGUCUAAUUACAGCUCGGCCCCGCCUGGCUGGGAGGCCGGGGAGGGUCCACCUGGCUUCCUAGGUCUAAUUUCCCCACUGAAAAGACGAAGGUCCAGCGCGGACGCUCCACAGCGAGACAGCACGUGGCCACGGGGUGGUCAGCACGGGUGUGGGACAGGCACGCAGGGCCCCCAGCCCGCUCCUCAAAGGGACGCCUUGAAGUCAGGCUCCACCCCACCCCCCACCCCCAGACUCUGUAAGUGUCGGCGCCAUGCGUGGAGGGGACACUUACCCUUCUUUCUUAAUUAAAGUCUAAAUCUCUCGUGCAAUUAAACCCAUCCUGCCAGUGCGUGCGCACUGUGCACAUGAUUUGAUACGACGGGCAUAAAUAAAACAAAGAUUAAGUCGAAUAUAAAAAUGUACCUUAGAGAGCUGAAAGGGUUGAAACCAAGCCUCUUUCGGCACUGCUGGAGAUUAAUGGCACGUUACUGGAAGGAGCCCUGCACUUAGGAAAACCGAAGGGGACUUGCUUGAAAUGAUGUCAGUAAGAGUCAGCGUGUAGCUUGUUCAGUUGCAAUUAGACGUUCCCUUUCCCACUCCCGUGACUCGUAGGCCCCUCUCAAUUCGAGCCCUCGCAGAAUUCGCAGGCCCUCUACAGAGCUCACACCCGACACAGCCCGGCAGUUACAAGCGCGGCCUUUGAAGUCACACAGAACUAGGCAAGCGCCCCAGCUCUUUGAUUUACCAGCCGUGUAACCCUGAACAAGUUACCUAAAUUUGCUGAGCUUCAAAUUCCACAUCUAUAAAACGGUAACAGAAACUGUGAUGGUACCUUCUUAGGAAGUGAUUGUGAGGAUUGGAAGAGAACGUAAAAUGCUGAGAACAGUGCCUGGCACAUCGUACUCAAUAAACAGCACAGACACAUGCUCACACACGUAUGCACAUGCAGACACACGUAUACACACAUGCAGACACACAAACCCACACACCCACUCAAUAAAGUCAGCAUGUAUACUGCAGACACACGUAUGCACAUGCAGACACACGUAUACACAUGCAUGCACACACAACCCACACACCCACGCAAUGCCAGCGCAUACACAUGCAGACACACACACACACACCCACGCAAUGCCAGCACAUACACAUGCAGACACACGCACAUGCAGACACAUGUAUACACAUGCAGACACACGUAUACACGUGCAGACACUCAUAUACAUAUGCACAAAUGUAAACCCACACAUCCACUCAAAGAUGUCAUCACAUACACAUGCAGACACACAAACCCACACACCCACUCAAUAAAGUCAGCAUGUAUACUGCAGACACACGUAUGCACAUGCAGACACAUGUAUACACAUGCAUGCACACACAACCCACACACCCACAUAAUGCCAGCGCAUACACAUGCAGACACACACCCACGCACACACACCCACACACCCACGCAAUGCCAGCACAUACACAUGCAGACACACGCACAUGCAGACACAUGUAUACACAUGCAGACACAUGUAUACACGUGCACUCAUAUACAUGUGCACAAACGUAAACCCACACAUCCACUCAAAGAUGUCAUCACAUACACAUGCAGACACACACGCACACAAACCCACACCCCCACAGACGCACACACAGUGCAUUUUAAAGAGUGUAUUACAAUUCUAACUGGGCCCUUGUGUCUCUAGCUUUAUAUAUACAUAGAAAACAGAAAAAAAAGAUAUAUCUUGUGUAGGUUGUAAGUGUAACAACUUUAAGGGGAAGCUGAACACAUUUAAAGUUCAAAAAGAUUAUUUUACUUUGAAAUUCAAAGGAAAAGCUGCAGUAGGCAGCACCAAAAACUAGUUCUUGAAAAGACUGAUGAGAAAAAAAGGCAAGGCACAAAUUUUAAAACUUAGGAUUUGAAAAGAGAUAAAACUACAGACACAGCAGAGAUUAAAAUGUACAGGGUUCCUGCCUGGGGUGAUGGGAAUGUUUUGGUUUUGGGUGGUGGUGAUGUCACCACAUCAUGAAUGUGGUUAACAGCACCAAAAUAUACACUGAGUAUGACAAAGGGGCAAUGCUAGAUUGAAUACAUGUAAAACAAAACUACAGAACUACACUAUUCAAACAGUGAACCUUAUGUUAAAUCGAGGCUUUUGGUUAAUAGUGGAAUUAUAAAAAUGUGCUGUCAUCAAUGAUAACAAAUGUUCCACAUCAAUGCAAGGUGUUGGUGGUGUAUGGGAAUCCUGCAUUUUAUGCAUGAUUGUUCUGUAAACCCACAACUUCU